UUGUCAAUAUUUGUCAAUCAGUGCAUUUCUUGCCAAAUUUGCUUAUAUUUGUUUCUUUUAAAGCUUAAAAUGCCGAAAGCUACAUGGUAUACCCCCAUAGCUCGUUUAAAAAAUCGCGAAGAAGUGUGGAGCAGAAUCGAAAACAAAGGAUGGAAAACCAUCCCUAUGGACUUAGAACUGGAGAUAAACUACUUUAACAAUAGGCAGCAACAUUCACGUUUACUGGAGUACGAUCAUUAUUUUGCUUUUACGAAGACAUUUCCCUUGUGGGAUCCAAAAAAGGCGAAGGAUAAUCGACGAUUUCUCCCCACUAUCCGGGAAAAUAUUUUCCAGCAGGAAAAGGAUAAGCCGGUGCCCGCCCUGACGUCACUAAAUUAUGGAAGAACGACCCUAACUUUCUAUGACGAAGUCGAAACGGCGUUCAAGCGAUCCUGUCCCACGUGCGACUUCUACAGGAAACGGGGCGUCCUGGAAAUCGAUGACAAAACGGAACACCAAUAAGCCCUUUCGACUCCAAAUACGUAUUCUGUAUAAAUUUUCAUUUUGUUUUACAUUUAUUUUAGAAGCCUUCUUGAAAUAAAUGCCUUAUUGGCUAAUUUAAAAUUUA
Molecule: messenger RNA, 607 nt
Organism: Anthonomus grandis grandis
Lineage: Eukaryota; Metazoa; Arthropoda; Insecta; Coleoptera; Curculionidae
Exons: 3
Coding region: 70-501 (143 amino acids)
Source: RefSeq, a predicted model, not a curated record